UCUUGACUGUGAGUCUUUGUUCUUCAAAAGUAAAUCCUACAGCUUUUAAUACAGCCAGGUCGUUUAGGUUAAGAUAACUGCCGACUCUCCUUGGUGGCGUUUGUGCCUGAAGAUAGAACAUCACCAUGACCUCCUUCCUGUGGAGCUGUGCAGCACUGUUCUCUCUGUUUGUGGCAGUUGAGCCUCUCUCGUGUUACACCUGUGAUGUGAACAUCUUGGGCUACUGCCUCCGCGAGGCUCCUGUGAACUGCACCACAGCUCAGGAUAGAUGCGUCACUGCAGUGGCCAAGUUUAGUGGCCACAUCUUGGACAUCCAUGAAAGAGGCUGCAUUGAGAACUCGACCUGUGAUGACAGCAGUGGAACCGUCCUGACUGUCAAGUACAACAUCACCAGGACCUGCUGCAGCACCAGCCUGUGCAACGGAGCCGGCUCCCCCCGCCGGCCUCUGGCUGCAGCUCUGGCCGCCUCGCUGGUGGCCGCUUGGAGCCUUUAAGAGUAGAGAAGAGGUCAAAUCACUUUUAGAACCUUUUCAAGUGUGUGGAAGGAUGGGCAACUAAUGCGAACAUCAGUGCAACAAUAAAUUA
Pungitius pungitius (ninespine stickleback) is the source of this 585-nucleotide messenger RNA. RefSeq names its product prostate stem cell antigen-like. The transcript is spliced from 3 exons. The record is from RefSeq and is a predicted model, not a curated record. NCBI's taxonomy places the organism in Eukaryota, Metazoa, Chordata, Actinopteri, Perciformes, Gasterosteidae. Gene Ontology annotation, biological process: sperm-egg recognition. Gene Ontology annotation, cellular component: membrane. Bases 126 to 494 code for a protein of 122 amino acids.